Pyricularia grisea is the source of this 1947-nucleotide messenger RNA. RefSeq lists its product as uncharacterized. Gene Ontology annotation, molecular function: 2-dehydropantoate 2-reductase activity; NADP binding. The transcript is spliced from 2 exons. Bases 1 to 1947 code for a protein of 648 amino acids. Lineage: Eukaryota; Fungi; Ascomycota; Sordariomycetes; Magnaporthales; Pyriculariaceae. The record is from RefSeq and is a predicted model, not a curated record. Gene Ontology annotation, cellular component: mitochondrion; cytoplasm.
AUGACCACAUACAACGCUAGCAAUAACAACGAGGUCGGCCGGGCCAGGGUACAGGGGACUGAGCCUUUGAGUGACAAAAACGAUGGCACCCACCCGCGUCGACCUGCAGCAGCUCCUCGCAGCAACAACAGCGAUUCUGCACCAGACAAAGAACCACAACUACCAGUCAACUACGAUUUCCCCUUCAAUGUACCAAGCCUGCUUGUUCCUGUUCUACCCACUCGGGAGCUCCAGCAGCGCUACUUUCCCGUCCAGAAGCGCACCAGCUCCAAGCCGUCACAGUCAUCUUCCAAGCCAGAAUCCUUUGCGGAGGCGAUGCGUAGAGCAGAGAGAAUGACUGAAUACUCAAACCUUCCAACAAAUUACGACUUCCCUUUCGGCAUUCCUUCACUGUUGAUAGACACCUAUUCACCCUUUGAAAUAGACCUCAGGAAUCGAAAACCAUCGCCCCCGAAGAACGCCAGGAAUGAGAAGCCCCAAUCUAGCUCGUCCAAGAGACUACCAAAUAGAAGGGGAAGCGAGCGGGGAAUAGCUGAGACAGCAGCUACUGCUGGCUCUACUACGGCAAACAUAAGUGGCAAAUCAGACCUCAGAAGUCCACAACCAUCGCCGCCCGCGGAUGCCCGGAAUGGAAACCGCCCGUCUAGCUCGUCGGACGGAGAAUCAGGGAAGCCUAGGAAGUUGUCAAAAAAGGAACGAAUACCGGCAAAGCCUGAGCCAUCAGCAUCUACUGGCUUUACUACGGCAAACAUUUUCGGCGAAACAGACGUGUCCAUCUAUGAAGCCCCAUUGGCCCCUGAGCCACAGCACCGGAGUCUUUUGGCUCGAGAAGUUGGACAAGGCCCAACCCGACUGAAGCCAAUACAUGUGCUUGCUUCUAACCUACAGUCAACCUACAUCGCCCACUCCUUGUCUCGGGUCGAGCAACUUCCACCUGUGACAUUGCUCGUUCCGGGCAGGGAACAAAGGGCUUGGUUCCGAGAGGGCCAGCAGAUACGAUUAAUGCGCGGUUCUGACCUCAUUUCUUCUGGGACUCUGGCUGCUGAAGGUUUAUAUCCCAGGGGAGGUAGCGGAGAGGGCCAUAUUGGUCAGUUGGUGGUGACUGCGCGUGCAGGGAGGGUCGUGAAAGAACUUGCGCCUCUUGUUCCUCGGAUAGACAACAGAACAGUCAUUUGUCUUGUCCAAGAUGCGCUUGGACUUCCAGAGUUUCUCAACGAGCGUCUGUUUCAAAAUGCUGAGAGCCGCCCGCUGUAUGUCUUGGGUCACAUGACACAUCUACCGCGGCACAUAAGAGAUGGCUCUGAUUUUUACCGUUUCGCAAUUGGUGAAGAGCCGGAGAUGGGACGACUGUAUCUCACUGCGUUGCUGGGGGAGGUGGACCAGUUUGCGACCCUCCAGAAAUAUCCGCCGCCCAACUUCGUUGGUCCUCAUGAGCAUUUCCUAUACGGAAUGUCAACGGACCGCAAGCUCAAUGUACAAUUGGUACCAAUGGGUCGGUUUCUGCAGCUCAAACUGACCAAACUCAUGUUUCUGGCUGCCGUUGACAGCACUGUGGCCAUGCUGGACUGCGAGUAUAGCGAGCUGGCUCGUCUUGAAAGCGGACUCGAGCUAGUGGAACAGAUGCUUGAUGAGAUUCGCAACGUCAUAGCCAAGUUACCAGAACUGGAAACAAACCCACAAUUCCGUAGCUACGCCGAAAACCGCUACCUACGAGGAGAGAUUGUAGGCAGGUUGCGGUCUCUCAGCCCGUCCAGAAACAGCGAAUUGCGUUCAUAUGUGUCAAGUGGCAGCGAUCUCGAUAUUGAACACACGGCUGGAUGGUUUGUCAGGCGUGGUCGGGAUCUGGGUCUCAAACUCCCUACGACAUGGUCGGUAAUGGAGUCAGUCAAGGCCAAGGCCAAACUUAUUCGGAAGCGCAAUCAAGACGCCAUCAAGUUUCAGCCCUGA